GGGAAAUAACUAUAAAAGUAAGUUCUCGUAUUUGCUAGGUCAAGAAAGAAAUUCCAGAAAUUUUCUUUCAACUUCAUAUAAAAACUGAGAAAUAGACUGUAAACAAAAGACUAUGAGAUAGCCUAACUGAUAUAUGAACCUGUUUGUCUUUAAAAUCUUUCUAUAAAAAGAAAUUGUGCCAAAUACUGUAAAAAAUGUAUGACAUUAUUAUCUUAAAAGAAGGUUACACCCAACUGGAGUCACAAGGAACUAUAAGAUCAUGUGGCAGCAUCACGCUACUGAAAGGUCCCCGCUACAACAUAAUUGUUGACACUGGCAACCCCUGGGAUAGGGACUUACUGCUUCAAGGUUUGAAUGACCAGGGUUUGAAACCUGAAGACAUCCACUAUGUUGUUUGUUCACACGGACAUUCAGAUCACGUGGGGAACCUCAACCUCUUCCCUGCAGCUGUGCACUGUGUGGGCUUUGAUAUUUGUCGACAUGAUCAGUACUUACUGCAUGAGUUUAAGGAGGGCAUACCUUAUGAAAUCGAUGAGGAUGUAGAAAUCUGGCCAACACCUGGUCAUACAGGGAGUGAUGUGUCUGUGUUGGUAAAGAAGACAAAUCUUGGAACAGUCGCAGUCGUUGGUGACUUGUUUGAGUGUGAGGCUGACCUUGACUGCCCCUCCCUUUGGCAAGAAAACAGUGAGCGGCCACAUCUCCAGGAACAGAGCAGGAUCACCAUAUUGGGGGUGGCUGACUUUAUCAUACCAGGACAUGGACCUAUGUUUCAGGUCCCAGAAGAAUAUAAAAGUCAGAUGAGGGUGGUCAUGCUUAUGGAGGAGCACUUCAGCUCUCCUCAGAUGACAUCAUCCACUUCAGAAUGCAAAGAUGUUUCCUCCCCGCAGUAAAGAAUGAACCACAUGCCCAAACCGGGAGUGUCUCAGAAAGUCGUGUCGCACAUUGUGAUGGUGGAAUAACUGGUUAAAGCCACUGCUACAGUUGGUCAGUAACAGCAAUUGUAAUACUAUCUGUGUAUUUUUUAUUUUUUUUGUAGUGAAAACCUUACAUUUAUUUCAUUGGAAAAGGUGGGGGGAAAAAUUAUCAGCCCAGCCCAGCUAUCAUUUUUAUCAGACAUCAUUUUAAUAUAGCUAUUUUGUUUGACUUUAAUGGUACAUUAUCACAUUUGAUAAAAUGCAGUAAAUCAGGCUCUGAUAAAUUUCAAAAUUCAUAUGGGGGGGAGGGAGGGUUGUGAACAUGUUAUCAUUCCUUUAGAACUACACAAAUAUUGAUUGAAAUUUUUUUUUUUGUAAAGCAAUUUUUCUUUGUAGAAAUUCAUUUAUUAUAAUAGUGUAAACAUCUGACUGACUGCAUUUAGAGACAACUGUAGAUUUUAAAAAAUGUGUAAUUAUGUUGUAUUGAAAAUGUUACAAUAAACAUUUUGGAUUUAAUUUUUGUGGUCAAGACAGUAAUGUAUUCAAAGUGUAAAAUGGAUAAUGAUAAUUAAAGCAUCUUGGCACUUAUUUAGUCCUCUGUUGUAGCAACUAACAUCCCAAGAUUUAUUUGUGCUUUGUUCACUCAUGACCUUCUCAGCGUGUAGAUCAUCAAAUUAAUAUU
Biomphalaria glabrata is the source of this 1596-nucleotide messenger RNA. Its product is annotated as metallo-beta-lactamase domain-containing protein 1-like. NCBI's taxonomy places the organism in Eukaryota, Metazoa, Mollusca, Gastropoda, Planorbidae. The transcript is spliced from 8 exons. The coding region runs from base 195 to 890 and encodes 231 amino acids. The record is from RefSeq and is a predicted model, not a curated record.